AUGUCUCGAAACACUUCGGUGCCUGCCUCUCACCGCGGCUAUCGAUCCGCGCCCUCUUCUGCACAUCCCAUCUACUCGAGCAGUAGCAACAACAAUGGCAAACGCGACUUUCACCACGUCGACAUGGACUACUCCAACAGCUGCACCUACGGCGCCAUCCCCUGGUCUUCGACAAGCACGACCACCACCACAACGCCGCAACCGCAACCGCAACCUCAACAUCAUCUCGGCCACGUUCGGAUCUACGAUCCAGCCGAGUAUUGUUCCAAACUCUCGAGUGACGUCGAGCCCGGCUCAGUGCAGUUUGCUGCGAAGAAGCAGAGAGUAGAUGGGUAUGACGAGAGUCUCCAGCCGUCCUCUCACCACGCUUACGCCCCAAAUCUGUCUAUGCCGUCGACCCACGACGUCUCGCCAAGUACGAGUAUGUCGACGACCAACCUGUCGCCGUGCUCCCUCACCUCGGGUGAGGCCAUGAGCCGACAGAGUAGUGUGACCUCUGCGUCCGUCAUCGAUGCUUUCGACAUGAUGCGUGUUGAGUCUUCCUUCUCCAGUACCUCUGAUCUCUUUCGCGUUGAUGAUAUUGAUCGUUCUUUCGUAUCAUGUAUCACUGAAAAGCCACAAAGUAGUCAGCCUACUGUCGCCUUUCAAGAUGGUAGUACCUCGCAGCACUUGCUGAGCAACGUGGGCUAUGGCUUAGGUUGUACGGACUUUUCUUUUGUUGUUGGUCAAGAUUUUUGUGCUGCUGCUGCUGCUGCUGCUGCUGCUGCUACUACUACUGCUAGCGGUCAACAGGACGCUCAUGAGACUACCCUGUCGCUCGCGCAAGCGCAAGACAUGGUGCGCACGGCAUCGGAAGAGAGCAACGCCAGCGAUAUCAGCAAUCACUCGACGGACCAGAAGGCCUCGGAUCGAAGACGCAAACACAUUGAGAAUGCUCGGCAAUCCAUCAUGCCCAAGAGUAUCCCGGACGGUCCGACCUCGAGCAACACGACAAGCCCUGCCGAGACCAAGGCACGACAGAUCAAGCCGCAAGAUUUGAGCGCUCAACGCAAGGAAGCCAUCUCCAAGGCUCCGUACGUCCGGCCUCAGCACCCCAAACUCUACUGCAACAUGUGCGACGAAUUCCCCGGCGGUUUCCGCGGCGAACACGAACUUCGACGACACUGGGACCGCGCGCACGCCGAAUGCCGCAAGGUCUGGAUCUGUACGGAACCUACCACCCGCACAGAAUGGUGGCCCGCCAAACCGCUCGGAAUCUGCAAGCAAUGCAAACAGCAGAAGCAGUACAACGUGUACUACAACGCUGCAGCGCACUUGAGGCGAGCCCAUUUCUGCCCGCGAAAGCGUGGACGGAAGGCGAGAGGGGAGGAAAGGGAGUCUCGAGCUGGCAAGGCUGGAGGCGACUGGCCGCCGAUUGAGUGGCUGAAGGCCAAUGGCUGGUUGAAGGAGAUUGAAGUCUCGUCGGACCAGGUCUUCGGAGACGCCAUACAGCACGUUCCCGCGCUGCCGGCCGACGACGAGCCACACCACGACGAAUCCCCUACUACCCCUGCUUUCGAGCAAGACUGCCCCGCGACUCGCUUCGACGAUGCUCUCGCGGCCGAUACUCUCGGUCUGCAGAUGUACGCGCCCUCGACCACCGAUUUCCAUUCCGGCUACCCCACCCCCAUCGACGCCACCACCACCACCCACAACAUGCCAUGGCCCGCUGCCCCCGAUCUCUCCGCCCCACUCAUGCAGACCACCGUCUCUGCGCCCUCGGCAAUGCAACAACAGACCACGAGCAGCAGCAGCAGCAUGUGCCUCUUUCCCGGCAGUGCGUUCGUUCCUGAUGGCUGUGAAGGUUUCGUACUCUGA
Lecanosticta acicola is the source of this 1857-nucleotide messenger RNA. NCBI's taxonomy places the organism in Eukaryota, Fungi, Ascomycota, Dothideomycetes, Mycosphaerellales, Mycosphaerellaceae. The record is from the annotation of a GenBank genome assembly.